Messenger RNA from Vollenhovia emeryi, 910 nucleotides. RefSeq lists its product as uncharacterized. The record is from RefSeq and is a predicted model, not a curated record. The transcript is spliced from 2 exons. Bases 46 to 525 code for a protein of 159 amino acids. NCBI's taxonomy places the organism in Eukaryota, Metazoa, Arthropoda, Insecta, Hymenoptera, Formicidae.
GCCAGCGCGUAACGCGUGCGCGCGUGUAUAACGUGUAUGUAACGUAUGUUAAUUUAUUCGCGGACAAACGUGUUCGAUAGGGAAGUGGCUACGAGAGAUCUCACGUUUCGUGGGCCAAUGAGGAUUCCUCGAGGCACGCCGCGUAUGUCUCGCGCACGUCACGUUGCGUGCGCCACGUUGCAGGUGCGUUUUUCCUUGCCCGACUGCGCGUACGCUUCUCAAAUACGCUCGCACGCGGAUGGGAUUCGCGCUGGGUGCGCGGUCACCGGAGUCCCUCAAAGAGGUCAUCUAAUCGGAGGAGAGGGCGGGAGCGUUGUCCCCGCGGCCUGUGAUCGAGGGGGCAGGGGAUCCUCUUUGAAAAAAUCUCCGCGACUUCGGCGUCACUUUCGUGGCGAUCGGGUCUGGACCGCUCGUCAACGAAUCCGAUGGAAUUCCUGGCAACUAGCGCGGACGGAGAGGGAGGAAUCUGAUAACGAUCCCCCGAGCAAUACAUUUAGAAACUUCGACCUAGGAGACACAAAUUGACACAAGUUAAUACGCUCGAGCACAGCUUGCCACUGUGAAAUGGCAAAGAUUUUAAGAAAAGGUUCUAUCGAAACACUCGAAGUGGAUGCGUUUUUCGGUCGAAAACACACCCCGACUCUUCUCCCGGGCAGAGUCGAAAAGUGUCGAUUGACUUUGAAUUAAAUUCUACAUGAAAAGCGGCACGUGUCGAUUUGUGUAAAAAAUGUCGAUUGUGUUCUCUAAAAGGAAAGCAAAAUGUUGCUACCGUAGCUAAAAACUGCAUGUGGCAACUAAACUUCGGUUGUAAAAUAUGGACAGCUGGUAUUUAGUUGUGGUAGCUAAAUAUUUGGCUACUGCGCCUAUUGUAGGUGCGACAGCAAACUAUGUUUUCUGUGGUUUAGAAAUU